AUGACCAACUGCCACACUCCACCUCACCCUUCACAGUUCCCACCUUUCCAUGACCAACUGCCUCACUCCACCUCACUCUUCACACUUCCCACACUCCACCUCACCCUUCACACUUCCCACACUCCACCUCACCCUUCACACUUCCCACCUUUCCAUGACCAACUGCCUCACUCCACCUCACUCUUCACACUUCCCACACUCCACCUCACCCUUUACACUUCCCACCUUUCCAUGACCAACUGCCACACUCCACCUCACCCUUCACACUUCCCACACUCCACCUCACCCUUUACACUUCCCACACUCCACCUCACCCUUCACACUUCCCACACUCCACCUCACCCUUCACACUUCCCACACUCCACCUCACCCUUCACACUUCCCACACUCCACCUCACCCUUCACACUUCCCACACUCCACCUCACCCUUCACACUUCCCACCUUUCCAUGACCAACUGCCACACUCCACGAUUCCCAUUUCACCUAUGAUAGUCGGACCGUUACCAUAA
Physella acuta is the source of this 510-nucleotide messenger RNA. RefSeq lists its product as uncharacterized. The record is from RefSeq and is a predicted model, not a curated record. Lineage: Eukaryota; Metazoa; Mollusca; Gastropoda; Physidae.